AUGGUUCUACCAUUGGUGAUAAUCUGCGCUGUGCACAUACUUCCAGUUCUGGAAUCUCGGCCAAUUAUAAGCUGCUACUUUCAGGAGGGAAAUCCGCCUGUAAGCUAUUUCGAAGAGAAUUUAUGCACUCAUUAUAAUCUGAUCGGCUCCUGUACAGUUGACGACCAUUAUCAUAUCGUCCUCCCCAAUAUUACCACAAUAAUUACCAUGACGAAAAGGUUGCAUGGUCAACAGUCAUCUCCCAAAUUGUUAAUAACUCUUACACCCGUCAACAACCUUAUGUCACACCUCACAAGAAGCAAUGAACUAAGGAAAAAAUUGGUAGAAGAUGUAACGCAAUACUUGGUGACGAACCAGGUCAACGGUUUCGACAUUGAUUGGGAGUUCCCGCUAGGGAGUCGGGAUGCGCAACCUACGGAUAGAAAAGGUCUCUCUGUCCUUAUAAAAGAAUUACGAGAAAGCUUCGACCAAGCUAAACCCAAUCUACUGCUAAGUGUGGCAGUCGCUGCACCCUUUACAAUCGCUGAUAAGGCCUACGACAUUAAUCCAUUCAACAAAUAUCUAGAUUACGUUCAAAUUAUGAACUACGACUUCCAUAUGUAUUCCAAGCUGGAGCCUUUCACAGGUUUCAAUGCACCAUUGUAUCGUAAACAAUAUGAAUUUGGAAUACUCGGUAAAAUGAAUUCGGAUUAUUCGACACAACAUUGGUUGAAAAGAGGUCUCUGGGCCAAUAAGACCGUGUUCGGCAUACCCACUUACGGACGUGGCUAUACACUUCUGAACAAAUACCUCCACUUUCUCUAUGCUCCAGCUAUCGGACAUGCAUUUGUUGGUGCUACUUAUUCAUUCGCUGAGGUGUGUAAUCUGACGGAUACAAAGAAUUAUAAAUAUGUGUUUGAUAAAGAGACGCGAUCAGCAUAUAUUUAUGGUAGUGAUCGGCAAUGGUUAGGACUAGAAAAUCCAAUAACGAUGUUUUCGAAAGCGAGCUACAUGAAAGUAUAUAAUCUUGCCGGUAUUAUGAUAUACGAUCUAGCAUCCGAUGAUUACAAGGGUGUGUGUAAGCAGGGAACGUAUCCAUUGAUAAAAGCAGCUAAAGUGGCAGCAUAUAAUGAAAGACGAAACUGGAAAAGCGAAUGA
Messenger RNA from Cercopithifilaria johnstoni, 1137 nucleotides. The record is from the annotation of a GenBank genome assembly. Lineage: Eukaryota; Metazoa; Nematoda; Chromadorea; Rhabditida; Onchocercidae.